AUGUUCCGGCAAGCCACCGCCAACGUUACUUUGUCCGACGGCACCAAGAUUCCAAAGGGUCACACUGUCGCAGUCUCGACGGAACGAAUGAGGGACCCGGCAUUCUACGAGAACCCCAAUGAGUUUGACGGCUACCGUUUCCUACGUAUGCGGGAGAGCGGUAAGCCAGGGCAAGAGGCUGCUGCUCAGCUGGUGACCACGAGCGUCAACCAUCUUGGUUUCGGCCAUGGGGAGCACAGCUGUCCGGGACGCUUCUUUGCGGCCAGUGAGGCAAAGAUCAUCAUCGCUCAUCUGCUCCUGAAGUACGAUUGGAAGUAUGACAACUCUUACAAGAUUAAGUUGCGGAAGCACGGAUUUGCGGAGGAAGCCGACCCAGACCUCAAGGUUAUUUGCAAGCGCCGAGAUGUGUCAGUUCCUUUGUAA
Colletotrichum lupini is the source of this 423-nucleotide messenger RNA. Its product is annotated as cytochrome P450. The transcript has a single exon. NCBI's taxonomy places the organism in Eukaryota, Fungi, Ascomycota, Sordariomycetes, Glomerellales, Glomerellaceae. Gene Ontology annotation, molecular function: iron ion binding; monooxygenase activity; oxidoreductase activity, acting on paired donors, with incorporation or reduction of molecular oxygen. The record is from RefSeq and is a predicted model, not a curated record. The coding region runs from base 1 to 423 and encodes 140 amino acids.